AUGCCUGGAAGAGGGAGUCCGCGGGGACAUAGCGACCAACGUGUCGCGCAGAUGGUGCAGCAGAGGAAGCUUUACGUCCAGAGCAACCCCCUGGAUUAG
Peronospora matthiolae is the source of this 99-nucleotide messenger RNA. NCBI's taxonomy places the organism in Eukaryota, Oomycota, Peronosporomycetes, Peronosporales, Peronosporaceae. The record is from the annotation of a GenBank genome assembly.